UGUUUUGAUUUUGUUUUGAGAAGAAAAUUUUUUUUCUCUUUUAGAUUUAAUUUAAUUGUUCUAAUUAUGUCUUCUAAUAAACAAACAGUUAGACGAUAUGUUGCCGGUAGAAUUCCCCACUACGCUGGUAAUGUAUCUUCUGAUAGUGAUGAAGAACAAGUUGAACAAUUUACAGCGAAAGAAAUUGAUUUGGACAAGAAAUUAACAUUAGUGGAAAAAUCUCCAGUCAACAACAGAGUAAAAGCACCUACUCGUCGUACCGUUGAUUCUGAUGAGGAAGAAGACGAAGAUGAAGUUGAACAUCGUCAUGCUGCUAUUCUUAGAAGGCGAGCUAGAGAAGAGGAAGAUUUAUUGGACAACGAUGAUUCGGAUGGCGAUAGUGAAGACAAUGAUGAAGAUAGAGAUAGUGAUGACGAUGACGAUGAUGAUGAUGAAAGUGACGAAGAGGAAUAUACAGAUGACGAAGAUGAUACUGGUCCACAAUUGAAGCCUGUUUUCAUUUCCAAGAAGCAUCGGGAGGCUCGAAUAGAGGAAAACAUUGAAUCAACGAUUGAUAUUGAAAAGAAACAGCGAGAGGAGAGGAGACGAGAAGCUUUAAGGAUUAUCGAAGAUGAAACAAAGAGAGAGAUUGUCGAGGAAAGUAAACAGGAAGAGGAACAAUUUAUCGAGUCAAUGGCUGCUUGUAAUGACGAUGAUGAAGAUGAAGAGAUUGAAUAUGAAGCAUGGAAGGUAAGAGAAUUGAAAAGAAUCAAACGAGACAAAGAAGAAAGAGAAUCUGAAAUGAAGGAAAAAGCCGAAGUAGAGAGAUUAAGGAAUCUAACGGAAGAGGAAAGGCUAGAAGAAUUGAAGAAAAGGCCCAAAGUGAUUACCAAUAAAGCGUCAAAAGGGAAGUACAAAUAUCUACAGAAAUAUUAUCAUCGUGGUGCUUUUUACAUGGACCAAGAGGAGACCAUUUUCAAGAGGAAUUACGCCGAACCAACGUUAGAAGAUCAGUUCGACAAGACGACCCUUCCGAAAAUUAUGCAGGUCAAAAAUUUCGGUCGCUCUGGAAGGACCAAAUAUACUCACCUGGUUGAUCAAGAUACGACUAAAUUUGAUUCUCCUUGGGCAACGGAAACAGUUUCAACAUCUAAAUUUGCCAAUAUCGCUGGAGGAAUGAAACAAUGUUUCGAUAGGCCGACAAAAAAAAGAAAACAUUAACAAUCUAAUUUGAUUGUUUUCGUUUUAUUAUCUCUCUUGUAACAUUCAUUGUAUCAUAAUAAUCACAUCAUCAGAGUUUUUCUUACUAUUAAUUAUAAAUAUAAGCAAGAAAACGGUUUGAA
This is a messenger RNA of Panonychus citri (citrus red mite), 1322 nucleotides long. RefSeq names its product microfibrillar-associated protein 1-like. The record is from RefSeq and is a predicted model, not a curated record. The transcript has 2 exons. Gene Ontology annotation, molecular function: RNA binding. Bases 67 to 1200 code for a protein of 377 amino acids. Gene Ontology annotation, biological process: mRNA splicing, via spliceosome. Gene Ontology annotation, cellular component: U2-type spliceosomal complex. Lineage: Eukaryota; Metazoa; Arthropoda; Arachnida; Trombidiformes; Tetranychidae.